AUGAACGGCGCUCAAUUUACUGAUAGGGCGAACAAGGCUUUGCUGGACUCCAGCGCUUUGGCCGAACAAUACGCCCACUCCCAGAUUUUGCCUAUUCACUUGGCUGUCGCACUCCUCAACCCCUCUGCCGACGAGUCAAAAGAUCAACAGACACCAGCUGGCCACUCCUCGCAUGAUGCCAGCUCCACACCCCUCUUCCGUCAGGUUAUUGAGCGAGCCCAUGGUGACCCUCAACUACUCGACCGCUCCCUCAUGAAGCUUCUCGUUCGCUUGCCAAGUCAAGACCCUCCACCUGAGAACGUCGCGGUCUCUCCACAACUCGCCAAGGUGAUUCGAUCUGCGACUGAUCUCUCAAAGACACAAAAAGAUAGCUUCGUCGCGAUCGACCACCUCAUCCAGUCCGUUUGCCAAGAUUCACAAGUUCAGCGUGCCCUGGGUGAUGCCAACAUUCCCAACCUCAAAUUGAUCGACUCCGCCAUCCAGCAAAUUAGAGGCACAAAACGGGUGGACUCCAAGACUGCCGACGCAGAAAGCGAAAAUGAGAACCUCAAGAAAUUCACCAUUGAUAUGACAUCAUUGGCUCGUGAGGGAAAGAUUGACCCUGUCAUUGGCCGUGAAGAAGAAAUCCGACGGGUGAUCCGUAUCCUGAGUCGACGAACGAAGAACAACCCUGUUCUGAUCGGUGAACCCGGUGUUGGCAAGACUACUAUCGUCGAGGGAUUGGCUCGCCGAAUUGUCAACGCCGACGUCCCUGCCAAUUUGACGCAAUGCCGUCUGCUCUCUCUCGAUGUCGGCUCUCUCGUCGCUGGCAGCAAGUACCGCGGAGAGUUCGAAGAGCGCAUGAAAGGGGUUCUCAAGGAAAUCGAGGAUUCCAAAGACACGAUUGUUCUCUUCGUUGACGAGAUCCACCUCCUGAUGGGCGCGGGCUCAAGCGGUGAAGGUGGUAUGGACGCUGCUAACCUCCUCAAGCCCAUGCUGGCUCGUGGACAGCUUCACUGUAUCGGCGCUACCACCCUCGGGGAAUACCGCAAAUACAUCGAAAAGGACCAGGCAUUCGAGCGACGUUUCCAACAAGUGCUGGUCAAGGAGCCUUCCGUACCCGAGACGAUUUCCAUUCUCCGUGGACUGAAGGAAAAGUAUGAAGUUCACCACGGUGUCAAUAUCCUCGAUGGCGCUAUCGUGGCAGCUGCGACCUUGGCAGCUCGUUAUCUCACUGCCCGCCGUCUGCCUGACUCGGCUGUCGAUUUGAUCGAUGAAGCCGCUGCUGCCGUACGGGUCACUCGUGAGUCCGAGCCAGAGGCCCUGGACACUCUGGAGCGCAAAGCCCGCCAACUCCAGAUCGAAAUCCACGCUUUGGAACGAGAACAAGAUGAUGCAUCCAAGGCCCGUCUCGAAGCUGCCAAGCAGGAGGCGGCGAAUGUUGCCGAGGAAUUGCGCCCCAUGCGUGAGAAGUAUGAAAGUGAGAAGCAGCGCAGUCGGGAGGUGCAGGAUGCCAAGAUCAAGCUUGACUCGCUCAAGGUCAAGCGGGACGAGGCCGAGCGGUCCGGUGAUACAGUCACCGCUGCCGACCUUGAAUACUAUGCGAUCCCCGAAACCAAAGCGUUGAUCGAACGAUUGGAGGCUGAUCGCGCCAAGGCCGAUGCCGAACGCCGUGCCACUUCAGGUGACGGCGGUGAAGCUCUGCUUGCAGACGCUGUUGGCCCUGACCAGAUCAAUGAGAUUGUCGCCCGUUGGACUGGUAUUCCAGUCACCCGCCUGAAGACUACCGAGAAGGACAAGCUGCUCAACAUGGAAAAGUACCUGGGCAAGGUUGUUGUUGGACAGAAAGAAGCUGUUACCUCCGUGUCCAAUGCCAUCCGUCUCCAGCGUUCCGGCUUGGCCAAUCCCAAUUCGCCUCCUAGCUUCCUGUUCUGUGGACCUUCAGGUACCGGUAAGACGCUUCUUACCAAGGCGUUGGCCGAGUUCCUCUUCGACGACCCCAAGGCAAUGAUCCGGUUCGAUAUGUCCGAAUACCAAGAGCGUCAUUCCCUCAGCCGUAUGAUCGGCGCUCCCCCUGGAUAUGUUGGUCAUGAUGCCGGUGGUCAACUCACUGAGAGCCUUCGUCGUCGGCCUUUCUCUAUUCUGCUGUUCGAUGAGGUUGAGAAGGCAGCCAAGGAGGUCCUCACUGUUCUCUUGCAGUUGAUGGACGAUGGCCGCAUUACUGAUGGUCAGGGCCGUAUUGUCGACGCCAAGAACUGUAUCGUCGUGAUGACAUCCAACCUUGGCGCCGAAUAUCUGACCCGCUCUCUCGACCGCGAUGGCCGUAUUGAACCUCACGUCCGCGAGCAGGUGAUGGGAGCCCUUCGCGAUUACUUCCUUCCCGAGUUCCUCAACCGUAUCUCCAGCACUGUCAUCUUCAAUCGCCUCACCAAGCGGGAGAUUCGCAAGAUUGUCGAUCUUCGGCUGUCAGAGGUACAAAAGCGUCUCGAGCACAACGGACGCAACGUUAUGAUUCGUUGCACCGAAGAGGUCAAGGAUUACUUGGGUGCUGCUGGCUACUCUCCCGCCUACGGAGCUCGUCCUCUGGGCCGCCUGAUCGAGCGGGAGGUCCUCAACCGUCUCGCCGUUCUCAUCCUCCGCGGAAGUAUUCGAGAUGGCGAAGAGGCCCGUGUGGUGAUGACCGAUGGUCGCAUCGAAGUGUUGCCCAACCACGGUCUGGGCGAGAGCGAAGAUGGAGAUUCGGAGAUGGUCGACUCGGACGAUGCACUUGCCGAGAUGGAAGAUGACAGUGGUGAUAUGGACCUCUACGACGAGUAA
Penicillium diatomitis is the source of this 2796-nucleotide messenger RNA. RefSeq names its product ATP-dependent Clp protease ATP-binding subunit. Bases 1 to 2796 code for a protein of 931 amino acids. Gene Ontology annotation, cellular component: cytoplasm; cytosol. Gene Ontology annotation, biological process: cellular response to heat. NCBI's taxonomy places the organism in Eukaryota, Fungi, Ascomycota, Eurotiomycetes, Eurotiales, Aspergillaceae. Gene Ontology annotation, molecular function: ATP binding; ATP hydrolysis activity. The transcript has a single exon. The record is from RefSeq and is a predicted model, not a curated record.